Molecule: messenger RNA, 3925 nt
Organism: Zophobas morio
Lineage: Eukaryota; Metazoa; Arthropoda; Insecta; Coleoptera; Tenebrionidae
Exons: 17
Coding region: 416-3682 (1088 amino acids)
Cellular component (GO): membrane
Molecular function (GO): ligand-gated monoatomic ion channel activity
Source: RefSeq, a predicted model, not a curated record
AAUAUCGGUUAAGCUCUUAGAAGAUGAGUUCCUUCGAAAAGUUAUUUUUGUAUCAGUACAGUGUUGUCAGAGUGCGUUAAUUUUAAGCUAACCGGUGAAAACACCUUGUAGGCCAAUGAUUAUUAUUAUCUAUGUUUUUGCUUCCAGAACUUAAGCCAGAGAAGAAUUGUAACAGACUCUAUUUGGCGACUGAAAAACUAGGUCUCCCGUUUCCGUGUGUCUGUCGCUGUAUUCGGCGAUUUCCAAAUAAAUUUAACGGAGAACUAUUUUAAUGAAAAAUUCAUUAAGGCAGCCACUGUUAUUGGUUGUUUUAAUAAACGAGGUUAGUAAUAAUUGUAUUUAUUAUUAUUGUGAUGGUAAUAAGUAGUUCACGACCCUUAAAAUUUUAGAACAUAAAAAUGUAGCAAAAAAGUUGAUGUUAAAAUUUCACCCUGUCUCUGUUUUAAAUUUAAACCGAAACAACGUUCAGAAAAGUCUUAUAACCAACCAUCAACAAAUUGGCGUCGUGCUGGAUGGUGACUGUCGCAAAAGCGAAGAAUUUUUGAUCAUGUGUGGUCAACAAAAAUUUUUCGAUGUAAAACAUCACUGGUUAGUGGUGUCUAAUUCACCAAAUAUUACCAACAAAUUUAACAAAGUCAUUUUAAACAUUGACGCUGAUAUUCAUCUCGCUAUAAAAGGUUUAAGUAACACUUGGAGCAUCAGUGACAUUUAUAAUCCAGCCUCGGAGUAUGGUGGUAUUUUAAUUUAUGAAAAAAUAGGUACUUAUGCUGAAGGACUAGGCUAUAAUGCAAGAAUCAAACAACCUAAAUAUUGGAAAAGAAGGAACAUGACCGGUGUUACUCUUACCACAAUAGUAGUGCUUUUAGUACCUUUUGAAGGAACACUAGAAGAUUAUUUGCACAACGAAGAUAACCGAACUAUUAAUACGUUCAACAGAUUUCAACACAAACUUCUUCGUUUUUGUAGAGAUUACUACAACUACACGAUGAAUACCCAGUUAGGUAACUCAUGGGGCUAUCCAUUACCCAAUGGAUCUUUCGACGGUAUGGUCGGUGCUUUAGAGCGAAAGUUGAUUCACUUUGGGAGUUCGCCUAUAUUUGUACGAGAAGAUCGUUCUAGAGUCAUAGACUAUGGGCGAAGUACUUGGAGCUUUAGGGCAGGGUUUUUAUUCAGAAGUCCAAAAUCACGAACGUCUAUCGAAAUUUUUUUAAAACCUCUUUCAACUUCCAUUUGGUUGAUAACUGGUUUCUUUGCAAUUGUAUCAGUUGUUAUUUUAAAAAUGGUUACCACGUUCGAAAAAAAAAGAUAUCUUAGUGAGAGUGAAAGUUCUUGGAGUUUGUCUGUUAUAUUCACUAUAGGAGCUUUUUGUCAACAAGGAUCGCCAGAUGUUCCAAAAAUGGCGUGUGGGAGAAUUACUGCGAUAUCAAUAUUAGUCCUGUCUGUAAUGAUUUAUCAAUUCUAUUCAGCAAGCAUCGUUUCGAAUUUACUAAUGAAACCCACGAAUAAAAUCAAAACUCUGAAAGAUCUCAUGGAAUCGUCUUUGAAUGUUGGAUGUGAAGAUAUCAUCUACAACAGGGAUUUGUUCGAACAUACUAGUGAUAAAUUCAUCAAGCAAUUUUAUUCAAAAAAAAUCUACGGCAAAAGAAAUACGUCGCACUUUUGGCCAACUAAAUUAGGAAUCGAUUUAGUAAGGAGUGGAGGCUAUGCGUUUCACAUUGAAGUGGCAAGAGCCUAUCCUACCAUUGAAACAAGUUUUUCUGACCAAGCUAUAUGUGAACUUCGUGAAGUAAAGCUGUUUACAAAUACGGAUCUAUACAAUACAUACCAAAAAGGUUCACCUUUUUAUGAUAUGUUGGAAACUUGUUUUCAGAGAUUGGCCGAAUAUGGAAUACUCUUUAGAGAAAAAAGAUUUUGGCAUCCUCGAAAACCCGAAUGUAUUCAAGACACAUUUGUAACUUUUCAUGUCGGUUUAGACGAAUUUUAUCCCGCUUUGUUGAUACUGUUAAUAGGGAUUGUUAUUAGUUUAAUUGUCUUAAUUGCAGAGAAACAUAUUUCGUUAAUGAAGUCCAGAGUAAAACAGCCGUCGCAGCAGUUGAAGAAGACAAAGUUUCCAUUUACAAAAUAUUUAAUAGUUGUCGCAGAUAUAGUUUCCUCUAACAAUUUUGUCGAAAAUUUUGAGAAUGUUACUUUAAAUAUUAACGCUGAUAUUCACAUAGCCGUUUUCGACACACCUACAGUAUGGUCAAUUUUUGACUUCUAUAAUCCUGCAAGUGAACACGGUGGUAACCCAAAUUUUACAAAAAUUGGUUUUUAUGAGCAUAAAGUAGGAUAUAAGAUUAAAAAAACCGAAGCCAAAUACUGGAGCAGAAAAAAUGUUACUGGUGUUACCUUCAAAUCAAUGGUUGUGUUGCCAAUGCCAUUUAAAGGAACACUAGAUGAUUAUCUCAACAGCGAUGCUAACAGAGACGUUAACACUUUCAAUCGGUUUCAUAGUAGACUGACAAGUUUCUGUAGGGAUUUUUAUAACUAUUCGGUUAACAUUGAAGUAACAAAGUCUUGGGGUUACACAAAUCCAGAUGGUACUUUCGAUGGAAUGGUGGGAGCUCUGGAACAAAAAAUCAUAGACUUUGGCAGCUCUCCUCUCUUUGUGCGAGAAGAUCGUGCUAGAGUUAUUGAUUAUGGCAGAAACACUUGGGUUUUAAGGGCAGCUUUUUUGUUUAGAAAUCCAAAAGCUCGAACUUCUAUUGAAAUAUUUCUACAUCCUUUACCAACUUCUGUUUGGCUAAUAACCGGUUUAUUGGCAGUAGUGUCUAUAGUAAUUUUAAAAACUGUAACUACUUUUGAAAGAAAAAAGUACCAUUAUCAUACAGAAACAUCAUGGGGGGUGUCAGUUAUUCUAACUUUAGGGGCUUUCUGUCAACAAGGUUCACCAUCAACUCCAAGAAUGACUUGUGGAAGAAUUACUACAAUUACAAUUUUCUUACUUUCUAUUCUCAUUUAUCAAUUUUACUCAGCUAGCUUAGUGUCUCACUUGCUAAUGAAACCCCUCACUAACCUUAAAACCAUCAAAGAUCUUUUAGACUCCUCUUUAAAAGCAGGUUGUGAGAAUAUUCUCUACGAUCGUGACUAUUUCCAGCACACAACCGAUGAAGUGGCGAGAGAAUUAUAUACCAAGAAAAUCAUUGGCAAGAAGAACACAUCGAACUUUCUUUCUCCAGAAGAUGGUUUAAAAUUAGUUGAACAAGGAGGUUAUGCCUUUCAUGUGGAGACUGCGACGGCGUAUCCUAUAAUAGAGGCAACAUUUGAUGCAAAGCCUAUUUGUGAACUUAAAGAAAUUCAGCUGUUUAGAACACAGCCGAUGCACGCAAAUUAUCAAAAGCAGUCACCCUUUAGAGAUAUGUUUGAUACUUGUUUUCAGCGUUUGGCAGAACAUGGACUGUUGUUCAGGGAAAGAAGACAUUGGCACCCACGGAAACCAGAAUGUAUUCAGUCUUCUAGGUCUAUUAGUUUUCAUGUGGGUUUAGAUGAGUUUUAUCCUGCUUUAGUUAUAUUUUUGGUGGGGAUUAUUAGUAGUUUAACUUUAUUAAUCCUUGAACAACAGAUAAAAAGGAGAAACGAAAAACCAGAUCGACGUUCCAUUUUACUUUUAAAUAAAAAGUCUGCUUUUCCAUAUGUGAACUGACGACGAUGGUUUUAAAAUAACAAUAAUUAUGACGACCAUAGCAUUACCCUGAAACCAAACUACCAUUGUCACACUUCAAAUAUUAUAAUCGAUUUAAACUAUGUAGUCAAUAUAACGAGAGAGUAAUAAAAACACGAUUAGCAAAAGCCAUGGAUCUUCGAAUCGAUUUUAUAUUACCCUCUCGGUACUAUGUAUUACGUGUUAUUAGCUAUAAAUACAUAUAUUAUAACACUUAUCACUCUA